CUUGGGUUUUUCUAGGGUUUUCAGCUUCCCCUCCCAAAACCCUCCAACUCCGACGUCGGCAAUGGCCCCCGACCUCGUCGCGGACUCGAUAUCCGCCUCCGGACUGACCUCAGAAAAGCUCAACCUUCCGAGCCUUCAAUCCAAAAUGAAAUCUGAUCCUGAAGGCUAUAGUUCGGAGCUAACCUUGAUAUACAAACAAUUUAAGUCAUCUCUCGAGCUGUUCCAGCAGCAAGUUGCGUUGAAUUUCACAUCACUCAGUGGGAUUGCUGCUGACUCCACCGUGGCAAAGGAUUUGGGUGAUCGGGCUAUGUUCUUAGCCCACGUUACUCCGUUUUAUCCGAAAGAAUUAGCUCAGUACCCGAAUGAAUUGGUCAGGUUUCUGGAAUCUUCUGCCCGGAAUUUGCCGUCGGGACUUAGGGUGCAUGUGGCACAAGCUCUGAUUCUUUUGAUUAACCGAAAGAUCAUUGAUAUCAGAGAGACACUUGUAGUAUUCAUGGAGCUUCAGACAUUGGGGGAUAGGGCAUUGAAAAAAUUGGCUUUUUCCCACGUCAUUCAUAGUAUUAGACGCAUGAACCAGAAGCAUAAAAACGAUCCAAUGAAUAGGGCGCUUCAGAAUGUUUUGUUUGGAAUGCUGCAGCAAGAGGAAGAAGCGAAAGCAAAGAGAGCACUUAUUACUCUGUGUGAUCUUCAUCGGAGGAAAGUCUGGUUUGAUGACAGGACGGCAAAUGCUAUAUGCAUGGCAUGUUUUCAUUCUUCAUCAAGGAUCAUGAUUGCUGCCCUAUCUUUUCUUCUUGAUUUUGAGAAGAUUGAAGAUGAUGAUGAUGAUAGUGAUGAUUCCGGCAGUGAAGAUGAGCCAGCUACUGAACAACCUCAAAUAGUAUUGAAUAAAGAAGCGAUCUACAAGGCAAACCACAAAGGCACAACAUCAAGCAAAAAGAAAAAGAAGGCAAAGCUCCAGCGUGUUAUCCGUAGCAUGAAGAAACAGCAGCGAAUAUCAUCUGAGAAAACUAACUCAAACUACUACUCACCACUAAACCAUUUGAAAGAUGCACAGGGAUUUGCUGAAAAGCUGUUUUCUCGCCUGCAAGCUAGCAAUGAAAGGUUUGAGGUAAAAAUGAUGAUUCUUAAAGUUAUUGCCCGAACCGUUGGUCUUCACCACUUGAUUUUGUUAAACUUCUACCCCUACCUUCAGAAAUAUAUCCAGCCACAUCAGAGAGAUGUCACAAAUCUACUUGCAGCAGCUGUUCAGGCCUGCCAUGACAUGGUACCACCUGAUGCAGUUGAACCGUUGUUUAAGCAAAUAGUUAACCAAUUUGUACAUGAUCGAUCACGCCCUGAGGCCAUCUCUGUGGGUUUGAAUGUGGUGCGAGAAAUAUGUUUACGGAUGCCUUUGUUGAUGACCGAGGAUUUGCUGCAAGACCUUGUCUUAUAUAGAAAAUCACAUGAGAAAGCAGUUUCUUCAGCUGCUCGUUCACUUCUUACCCUAUUUAGAGAGGUUUGCCCUUCACUGUUGAUCAAGAAGGAUAGAGGUCGGCCUGCAGACCCAAAGGCCCGACCUAAAGCCUUUGGUGAGGUGCAUGUUGCUAGCGACAUCCCAGGCGUUGAGUUAUUGGAACAAGAUGAUCAUGGUGAUAGCGAUGAGGGCCUAGAUGGGGAGCACUAUGGUUCCUCUACAGAUGAUGAUUGUCAAGAGGAUGAUGGCAUUGGUCUUACUGAAGAGGAUAGCAAUGUUGGAAGUGAUGAUGAUUCUGAAUGUGAAUCUGGUGACUCCAGUGAUUCUGCUCAUGAAAUGGAUGAUGACAGUGGUGGGAGUGCUGAAGAUGAUGAAGUGUCUGAUGAAGACGAUAAUAAUUGCAAUGCUGAUGACGCCAGUGAUGAAGAGAAGAGCGAGGAAGAUGCUGAUGAGGAGAAUGACAAGUCGGGUUUACCGGAAACUGAUGCUGUUAGUGCAACGAAUCCUAAAUCAAAAGCAAAGAAAAGGAAGUUUGCUGAUUUUGAGGGACAGCUGAAUGCAGCCAGUAAAAGUCUUCGUGCUCUGAAGAAAUUAGCUGGAGCUAGCGGGAACACCUCUUCUAACACAGAUGAUGGCAUUCUUUCUAAUGAGGACUUUCAAAGAAUAAAAGAGCUCAAGGCUAAGAAGGAGGCUAGGGCUGCCUUAACUCAGCACGGAUUCAAGGUUCCGAGCUCAGACCAACUUAGCACCAAGAGGGUUGAUGCUGCCAAACUUGAGGCUAACAUAAAGAAGAAGUUAACAAAGGAAGAAAGAUUGGCAUUGAUAAGAGCAGGGAGGGAGGAGAGAGGGAAAUACCAAUCUCGGACUGCUAUGAAGCAGAAGAAGACCGGUGGUUUAAGCAAUCGGCAAAAGGAACACAAGAAAGCUAUGCCACUUGCUGCAAAAAGAGCCAAGAUAGCAAAAACUCGCCAAGAGAAGAAGAAACAACAACGGUCGAGCAAACAAUUCCGUGGACGGAAAGCAUGGAAAUAAUGACCAGCCCAUUGCUCCUGUCUGGCGUUUUAUGUAUUAUCUUUCCUUUCCAAUCGAGUUUAUAAUUUUACUAAUAUUUAGCAAAAGAAAAUCAAAAGGUGAUUGUCAGGUAUUCAACUUUUCUUGUCCUGGUCAGCGGUCUAGGUAUUAUUUCCAUUCUCUUGUAUAUGAUAUCGGCAUGCAUGUCGACUAACCCCAGAAAUUUUAGCACAGGCAUCUUUGAUACAACACAAGUCAAAAUGCUUAGAGGUUUAUUCAACUUUUAUUGGAUUAAUAUUUUGGUUAAA
Sesamum indicum (sesame) is the source of this 2772-nucleotide messenger RNA. Its product is annotated as ARM repeat superfamily protein. Gene Ontology annotation, cellular component: nucleolus. Gene Ontology annotation, biological process: ribosomal large subunit export from nucleus; ribosomal large subunit biogenesis. Lineage: Eukaryota; Viridiplantae; Streptophyta; Magnoliopsida; Lamiales; Pedaliaceae. The record is from RefSeq and is a predicted model, not a curated record.